This is a messenger RNA of Panicum hallii, 585 nucleotides long. Its product is annotated as amino acid transporter AVT1J-like. The transcript is spliced from 2 exons. Gene Ontology annotation, cellular component: plasma membrane. The coding region runs from base 1 to 585 and encodes 194 amino acids. The record is from RefSeq and is a predicted model, not a curated record. NCBI's taxonomy places the organism in Eukaryota, Viridiplantae, Streptophyta, Magnoliopsida, Poales, Poaceae.
AUGGCGAUACCUGGGACUGAGUCCUCGGAGGAGAUUGAGGACUUGGCUGGGUUCGGAGACGGGAUGGCCGACCUCGCGCAGUUGGUCAGCAAGGCGCUUGAGCUUGGUGCAUGUUUCCCUUCUUCACUCAUGUACGGCGACGACGUCAAGUCCCAGGUGACGCUGAAGCUGCCGGAGGGGAGGGUCAGCUCGAAGCUGGCCAUCUACACGACGCUGAUCAACCCGUUCUCCAAGUACGCCCUGAUGGUGACGCCGCUCGCUACGGCGGUCGAGGAGAGGCUGCUCACCGCCGGCACCAAGAGCAAGAGGUCCUUCAGCGUACUGAUCAGGACCCUCCUCGUCGUCAGCACGGUCGUCGUCGCGCUCGCCGUGCCCUUCUUCGGCCACCUGAUGGCGCUCGUGGGCUCGCUCCUCAGCGUCAUGGCCUCGAUGCUGCUCCCCUGCGUCUUCUACCUCAAGAUCUUCGGCGUGGCGCGGUGCGGCGGGGCGGAAGUCGCGCUGAUCGCCGCGAUCCUCGUCCUUGGCUCCCUGGUGGCCGCCACGGGGACGUACUCUUCUCUGAAGAAGAUUGUUCACGAGUUCUGA